Messenger RNA from Rangifer tarandus platyrhynchus (Svalbard reindeer), 1047 nucleotides. Lineage: Eukaryota; Metazoa; Chordata; Mammalia; Artiodactyla; Cervidae. The record is from the annotation of a GenBank genome assembly.
AUGAAUGGCACGGAGGGCCCGAACUUCUACGUGCCUUUCUCCAACAAGACGGGCGUGGUGCGCAGCCCCUUUGAGGCCCCACAGUACUACCUGGCCGAGCCGUGGCAGUUCUCCAUGCUGGCCGCCUACAUGUUCAUGCUGAUCGUGCUCGGCUUCCCCAUCAACUUCCUCACGCUCUACGUCACGGUCCAGCACAAGAAGCUGCGCACGCCCCUCAACUACAUCCUGCUGAACCUGGCCGUGGCCGACCUCUUCAUGGUCUUCGGGGGCUUCACCACGACCCUCUACACCUCUCUGCACGGAUACUUCAUCUUUGGGCCCACGGGCUGCAACCUGGAGGGCUUCUUUGCCACCCUGGGCGGUGAAAUCGCCCUGUGGUCCUUGGUGGUCCUGGCCAUCGAGCGGUACGUGGUGGUGUGCAAGCCCAUGAGCAACUUCCGCUUUGGGGAGAACCACGCCAUCAUGGGCGUUGCCCUCACCUGGGUCAUGGCCCUGGCCUGCGCCGCGCCCCCCCUUGUCGGCUGGUCCAGGUACAUCCCGGAAGGCAUGCAGUGCUCAUGUGGGAUUGACUACUACACGCUCAAGCCGGAGGUCAACAAUGAGUCGUUCGUCAUCUACAUGUUCGUGGUCCACUUCAUCAUCCCCCUGAUCAUCAUAUUCUUCUGCUAUGGGCAGCUGGUGUUCACCGUCAAGGAGGCGGCUGCCCAGCAACAGGAGUCGGCCACCACUCAGAAGGCCGAGAAGGAGGUCACCCGCAUGGUUAUCAUCAUGGUUAUCGCUUUCCUGAUCUGCUGGGUGCCCUACGCCGGGGUGGCGUUCUACAUCUUCACCCAUCAGGGCUCUGACUUCGGCCCCAUCUUCAUGACCCUCCCGGCUUUCUUUGCCAAGUCUGCCUCUGUCUACAACCCCGUCAUCUACAUCAUGAUGAACAAGCAGUUCCGGAACUGCAUGCUCACCACCCUCUGCUGUGGCAAGAACCCACUGGGUGACGACGAGGCCUCCACCACUGUCUCCAAGACAGAGACCAGCCAGGUGGCGCCUGCCUAA